AACAGGAAGUUGUAACUAGAAGCCAUCUGAAUACUAAGCCAAGGCAGAACGCUCAUGAAGUAGCAACUUAAGUGGCAGUGUUUAUUCUGAGAUCUUCAGGCAGCCGACUGUCUUAGGCAAAUCUUGAUAGCCCUUAUUAUCCAGGUUUUUAAUCUAAGGAAUCCCAAGAAGACCGGAGAAUGGAGAGACAGCAAAGGUUUAUGUCAGAGAAGGAUGAGUAUCAGUUUCAACAUCAGGGAGCAGUGGAGCUGCUUGUCUUUAAUUUUUUGCUCAUCCUUACCAUUUUGACAAUCUGGUUAUUUAAAAAUCAUCGAUUUCGCUUCUUGCAUGAAACCGGAGGAGCUAUGGUAUAUGGCCUCAUAAUGGGAUUAAUCUUACGAUAUGCUACAGCACCAACAGAUAUUGAAAGUGGAACUGUGUAUGACUGUGGAAAACUGGCCUUCAGUCCAUCAACUCUGCUGAUUAAUAUCACUGACCAAGUUUAUGAAUACAAAUACAAGAGAGAAAUAAGCCAGCAUAACAUCAAUCCUCACCAAGGCAAUGCUAUACUUGAAAAGAUGACAUUUGAUCCAGAAAUCUUCUUCAAUGUUUUACUGCCACCAAUUAUAUUUCAUGCAGGAUACAGCCUGAAGAAGAGACACUUUUUUCAGAACUUAGGAUCUAUUUUAACAUAUGCCUUCUUGGGAACUGCCAUCUCCUGUAUCGUCAUAGGGUUAAUUAUGUAUGGCUUUGUGAAAGCUAUGGUAUAUGCUGGCCAGUUGAAAAAUGGAGACUUCCAUUUCACUGACUGUUUGUUUUUUGGUUCACUGAUGUCUGCUACAGAUCCAGUGACAGUGCUGGCCAUUUUCCAUGAACUGCACGUCGACCCUGACCUGUACACACUCCUGUUCGGGGAGAGCGUAUUGAAUGAUGCAGUGGCCAUUGUCCUCACAUAUUCUAUAUCCAUUUACAGCCCCAAGGAAAAUCCAAAUGCAUUUGAUGCUGCAGCAUUUUUCCAGUCCGUGGGGAACUUCCUGGGGAUCUUCGCCGGCUCGUUUGCAAUGGGAUCUGCGUAUGCUGUUGUCACUGCACUGUUGACCAAAUUUACCAAACUCUGUGAGUUCCCGCUGCUGGAAACCGGCCUGUUUUUCCUCCUGUCUUGGAGCGCCUUCCUGUCUGCGGAGGCCGCCGGCCUGACAGGAAUAGUUGCUGUUCUCUUCUGUGGAGUCACACAAGCACAUUAUACCUACAACAAUCUGUCGUCCGAUUCCAAAAUGAGGACUAAACAGUUGUUUGAAUUUAUGAACUUCUUGGGGGAGAAUGUCAUCUUCUGUUACAUGGGCCUGGCGCUGUUCACGUUCCAGAAUCAUAUCUUUAAUGCUCUUUUUAUACUUGGAGCCUUUCUCGCAAUUUUUGUUGCCAGAGCCUGCAACAUAUAUCCCCUCUCCUUCCUCCUGAAUCUGGGCCGGAAACAGAAGAUCCCCUGGAAUUUUCAGCACAUGAUGAUGUUUUCAGGUUUGCGAGGAGCAAUAGCAUUUGCCCUAGCUAUUCGGGACACAGAAUCUCAGCCCAAACAAAUGAUGUUUACCACCACACUGCUGCUCGUGUUCUUCACAGUCUGGGUGUUUGGAGGAGGAACCACCCCCAUGCUGACUUGGCUUCAGAUCAGAGUUGGUGUGGACCUGGAUGAAGAUCUGAAGGAGGAGCCCACCUCACCCCAGGAAGCAAAUAACUUGGAUAAAAACACAACCAAAACAGAGAGUGCUUGGCUCUUCAGAAUGUGGUACAGCUUUGAUCACAAGUAUCCUUUGAUAAUGUUGAUCUCCCAGAUCCUGCUGCCCAGCAGAGAUGAACUUCAGGCACUUAGUCACUGAGCUGUAUGCUCCUGCUCGUCAAGCAACACAGAAAGGUCAUGCUGCUUUACGUUCCAGGUUGAUUUCUCAUCUAGAAACACAAUUUUCUCCUGCCAUUGCUUUAAGUAUCUGCUAACCAAAUUUUGGUAAGUUACAAAAAUUUGACUGGAGAGUACACAAAAGGCUGCUUUAUUAUGAAAGAUAUACAGUAAGAAAAUGUCUUUUUUGGGUUCCUGGAUCUAAUUUGCAAGCUCCCAAAGUUGUUACUCAUGUGUCUGACCCACUGGCUAUAGACUGGAGGUUCUCAUGACCUCCUCUCUGGAGGAGUGGCUCACAGAACUCAGGGAAAUGUUUUAUUACUAGAUCAAUGGUUUAUUAUAGAAGAAUAAGAGAUGCACAGGGCAAGGUAUGUGGGAAAGGUCAUCUAGCUUUCAUGUCCUCUCAAAGUGCACCACUCUGCCCAAAUCUCCACAUGUUCACAAACCAGAAAGCUCUCUGAACCCAGUCCUUUAGGGGUUUUAUGGAGGCUUCAUUAUAUGGGCAUGAUUGAUUAAGUCAUUGGCUAUUGGUGAUUGAACUCCAUCUCUAGCCCCUCUCCUUUCCCAGAGGAGGAUGAGGGUGGGGGGAAGAAAUUUCCAGCCCUCAAGUCACAGGUUGGUGCUCCUGGCAAGCAGCUCCCAUCUUAGGUAGGUUCCGAAGGCCACUCAUUAACAUAACAAAUGAUACUUUUGUUGCUCUCAUUACUUGGGAAAUUCUGAGGUUUUAGGAGCUCUGUGAAAGACCAAAUCUGUAUGUCUUAUUAUAAAUCAUAAUAACACAAAAUGGCAAAUCAGAAAUGAGAUGAAAAAUGUUUUUGCUCAAACUCUGACAAUGCUGUGAGGAAUGCUUUAUAAGGAGGAAAGGGAGUAAAAGUGAAAAAAUAACUUGGAAACCAAAAAGGAAAGUGGAAAGUCACUCAAAUUUUUAGCUUAGAGCAGUGACACUAAAUUCAGAUGAUAUCAUAGUUUUUGUCUCACUUUUCACCAGGGCUUUCUUUCCAUAUGAUUAUGGACAGACUUGCAAAAAAAUGAAAGCAGAUUUACCCUGUCAGUAAUAUCUCUUCUCAUGGUAAUCUGUCCUCCUGUGCAUUCAUUCUAGAAAUUGUGUGCUACCAUCACUGCACAAAUAUAUUUUCACUUAGACCACAAAGUUUUUAUAUCCCAGUUAUGCUCUGAAUUCAUACCCAGAGAGUAGCAAACCAACCCAUUUCUACUUUGUGAUGUCUUGAUAUACCUGUAUUUCCAGAGACAAAUUAUCCACUUGGCUUUUGUGUUCUUUCUGCUGUUGGCCUAGAGCCCACCUAUGUGCCCCUCGAACUGCCUAGGUAGGCUGCUCCAGUCACCAGCAGUGUAGGGAUGAUUCCCACCUCAGGGUCAGGUUUCCUGGCCUGGGCCCAAAAGAAGUUGUUACAAAGCUGAAAAAACUGACUAUGCAGUUCGGGGCUGUUUGAGUUUCAUUUCCGUAAAAUUGCAUCAUGCAAAUGAGGCAUCAUAAAGCAUUACUGACAGAAGGAAAAGAAGAAUAAAUAAGCCUCCGUGUGCACCUAUGUCAGUCAGGAUUCUCCAGGGCAACGGAAACAGAACCAGGAGGAGUACACACACAUGCGCACACACACACACACAUGCAUAGCUAGGCAUACCCAUACACAUAAGCUUAUAUAGAUUUAUUCCAAGGAAUUGGCUUUAUGCAAGUGCAGCAUCUGUAGGACAGGCUCUCAGUCUGGAAACUCACAAGCAGGGGUUGAUGCUGCAGUCUUGAGGCAGAAUUCUUUCUCCCUUAAGGAAACCUCAGUUUUGCUCUUAAGGUCACCCAACUGACUGGAUGAGGCCCACCUACAUUACUGGGAUUAUCUCCUUAAAGUCAACUGAUUGGUGACAAGAUGGUGUCACACCUACUGAAUAAUUAGGUAGACCAGCCAACUACUGGGUAGACACAUAAAACCAAGCAUCACAGUACUCAAUUUGCAUUCAAUUUAGGCCCCAAAUUGAGACCCUAGAAAGACCCUCUUAGUUCACCGUUGGUAUCAAUAAAACAAGCCACUGUUGCUUGGACAGUUUUGUUUUCUUUUUUAUUUUUCCAUAACAUAAUUAAGACACAUAUACAUUUCCAUAACAUUUUCCCCAAAACUACGGGGAAAUAAAAAUAAUAAAAAUCAACAUUCAAUGAAU
Mustela erminea (ermine) is the source of this 4039-nucleotide messenger RNA. RefSeq names its product solute carrier family 9 member A9 (gene SLC9A9). Gene Ontology annotation, cellular component: membrane; recycling endosome. Gene Ontology annotation, molecular function: sodium:proton antiporter activity. Gene Ontology annotation, biological process: sodium ion transport; proton transmembrane transport; regulation of pH. The coding region runs from base 180 to 1853 and encodes 557 amino acids. The transcript has 15 exons. Lineage: Eukaryota; Metazoa; Chordata; Mammalia; Carnivora; Mustelidae. The record is from RefSeq and is a predicted model, not a curated record.